AACUCAGGUAGUGCACACUUGGUUCGAGAUCUGUCUUUACUUGUGGCUGGAGUGUCAGUCUUUGUCAGUGAAAACAUGUCAGUCCAAUUCUCAAGGCAGUCUGGAUCUGUUAGAGGUCCUACUAGUGUCCGGAUCUCUCAGAUUUCCUCAACAUCUGCCCCAGUUCGCAAAGCUUAUAGCGUGUAUACAGGAACAGGUGGCCGUACUCUUGCUUCAGGACCAGCAUAUGGUGGCAGCAUCAUUUCAUCAUCUGUUACUAGUUUGGGGUCUGCAGCAGGUGGUUCUGGUGGUGGCUAUGGGGCUGGUUUUAGCUUUGGUAGUAGUGGUGGUGGUGGUGGUGCAAGGUUUGGUGUUGGAGCAGGUUUUGGUGGUUUUGCUGCUGCCUUGGCUGGUGCAGGUGAUGAUGGUGGCUUUAUUGGUGGAAAUGAAAAGGCAACCAUGCAAAACCUAAAUGACCGUCUAGCUUCCUACCUGGAUAAGGUGCGUGACCUAGGGAAGGAAAACUCUGAACUAGAGCAAAAAAUCAAAGAGCAUUAUCUGAAGCAAACUCAGGGAGGAGAAGGGACAGGUCGUGACUACAGUGAAUUUGAAAAGAUAAUCGAAGAGUUGAGGGAUAAGUUAAUAAAUGUACAAGUGGACAAUGCCACUAUUCUGCUGGGUAUUGACAAUGCUAAACUAGCUGCUGAUGACUUCCGACAAAAGUAUGAGACUGAGCAGGCCAUGAGAUUUGGUGUUGAAGCAGAUAUAAAUGGCAUGCGUAAGAUCCUGGAUGACCUGACACUUGCCAAAGCUGAGCUUGAAUCCAACAUUGAAGCUUUCAGAGAUGACUUGGCUUACAUAAAUAAGAACCAUAGAGAGGAAAUGGACUCAAUGCGUACGCAGAUCGGUGGUCAAGUCAAUGUAGAGGUUGAUGCGGCUCCAGGUGUUGACUUGACCAAAGUAAUGGAAGAGAUGAGAGCUGAGUAUACCGCUAUGGUAGAGAAGAAUAAAGCAGAAGCUGAAGCAUGGUUCAAAGACAAGGCUGCAGAUCUGAAUAAAGAAGUAUCUACUGGCACAGAAUUAUUGCAGACACACAAGACAGAGAUAACAGACCUGAGACGCACUUUACAGGGACUAGAAAUUGAGCUGCAGUCUCAACUUGCUAGGAAAAAUACUUUACAACAUUCAUUAGAUGAAACAGAAGGCCGCUAUGGGUCACAGCUGCAGGACAUGCAAUUUUCCAUCCAUGACAUUGAAGAAAAUAUAGCUAACCUUCGGGCACAAAUUGAGCAUCAAUCAAGGGAGUACCAGCUUCUCCUCGAUGUCAAAACAAGGCUGGAAAAUGAGAUCAAUAUGUACCGCAAACUUCUGGAAGGAGAGGAGAGCAGCGGCUACAGCCAUAGCAGUUCCACGGUAUCAUCAGGUCCACAGACAUCUGUACAGAUCAAAACAAUUGUCGAAGAAUACAAAGAUGGAAAGAAGGUCUCACAUAAGGAGGAGAAACGUGAACAUCUGUGAAGCAACCUACACUAUUAGAGACCCACUCUGUAUCUGACAAGAAAAGAAAAUAGUAUAUACACACACACACACACACACACACACACACACACACACACACACACACACACACACACACACACACACACACACACACACACAUGAGAUUUAUGGAAGGGAAAGCAGCCAAGAAGUUUUAAUAACUGCCAUCUCUGAAGACUAUAUAAAUAGGACCAGCCUAGACACAGAGAGACACAGCAAGCAGUCUUGAGAUAAGAGGCCAUAGGUUGGUGUUAUCUCUUGUCUAGAUGUUGUCACAUUUUUAGUAGUAUUCUGUAAGAGGUGUCUAUAUACCAGCCACAUUUAUGAUAGGCUUUUGAAUAAGUAAUAUAGAAAGAAACUUAAGGUUAAGUCUUUUUUAUGUUACAAUGAACAAUAAAAUGAUUUACUGAACAGAAUGCCCAGAAAAAGGAAUCAGGGGAAAAAGCUUGCAAAAAUUAAUGUAAUUUGCAGCACAAACAGUCAAACCAAGUUUUUUUCAGCAGUUUUAUAUCUGCAUAAAGCUACUCUUAACAUAGUCAAAAGUGAGUCUGCUUAAACAGCAUGCUUACCUAAAAUGCAUUUCAUUCUUUUUUGAUCAAGUCUAAGGCUUGCAUGUUCUUGCAUCACUUUCAGUUAUGUCAUAUUUGCACAUUGACUCACUUCAAAUAAAUAAAGGAAAUUUCUUUGUCACUUCA
Molecule: messenger RNA, 2213 nt
Organism: Protopterus annectens (West African lungfish)
Lineage: Eukaryota; Metazoa; Chordata; Ceratodontiformes; Protopteridae
Product: keratin, type I cytoskeletal 19-like
Exons: 8
Coding region: 76-1497 (473 amino acids)
Molecular function (GO): structural molecule activity
Source: RefSeq, a predicted model, not a curated record